Molecule: messenger RNA, 3732 nt
Organism: Epithele typhae
Lineage: Eukaryota; Fungi; Basidiomycota; Agaricomycetes; Polyporales; Epitheliaceae
Exons: 22
Coding region: 1-3732 (1243 amino acids)
Biological process (GO): transport
Molecular function (GO): transmembrane transporter activity
Source: RefSeq, a predicted model, not a curated record
AUGGACGCUUGGCCUGGUUUUGGUGAACAUGCAAGCACAGCAAACCCGGCACCAAAUGGAAAGACCAAGGCUUCGGACAAGAAGGUAGAGGAGCCUUGGACAUUCCCCGUUGUGGACUAUGGUACUCUUGGAGCAGGUAUAUUGCACCGGAAUGCAGGCCGCUAUGGGUGGACUUUUGCUGUGCAACAACCAUCAGGUUACAAGCUUGUCCCUGCUCGGGCCCCCCGGGAAGUCUUCCCUCCGACGUUAACCAAACGCCAACAUGUCCCUGUGCAAGGAACUGCUCUUCAACGAGUAGAACAAGGCGCCCAUUUCUUGCGCACACAUUAUCCAGACGUUGACGUACCCGCUGAACUCAUACAAGAACACAUCACAGCGGAAGAGAAGGAAGCCGCGUCUCGCAAAAAGAAUGACAUUUCUGCUGGGAACCUAGUUGAUCUCCUGUCCACCCGUCUAUACAACAAGCACCGAACCUAUGCGGCAUUCCCAAUGGGCGAAACCGGAUGUCAACUCAACGUGUCGCUGGUCACGACAGAGCAUCAGCAGGUCGUGUUGAAGCCUGCGACCGCACCCGCCUAUUCAUUCGACACACCUAUCCGCCAUAUCACAGCUUCGCCUGUGCUCUAUCGACACGGUUAUGCAGACAGCGCAAUGAUAGGCGUUCGGACUGUAGGCUCCACCACUUUCUUGCAAGCGAAGAUGGGUCGUGGUAGACACCAGACACUGCAAGUCACACCCCUCACCACUGUCCAGCGCAGCGAAUUAGGAGAUAGGCACGCCGUAGAUGUUUGUGUUCCGUGUUCCGGGGAAGCAACUGGCUAUGUUGUCAACAAUGCCGGUCACGUCUAUCGUUGUGCUGCAGACGUCACGGAACAAGUGUAUGCCACACAACACCCGGAGUCUCACUUGUAUCGCAUCAGCACACUAGUGGACACUGAAGAGCUUUUCUACACUUCGGAUAAGAGUGCCGAUAUACUCGACUUGCGUGCCGGGAAGCAAGCUUAUCAGAUUUACAACGUGCCUCAGGACGGCGUUUCGCUGGUUUCUGCGGACACAGGUAAUGAGGAUAAAGUGAUACGGCUUGUUUCCACGCAAGAGAUUCUAUGGCUGGAUGCGAGAAACAUACGCAAGCCGCUCUUAGCAAUUAAGCAUGGACGCGAAUAUGAUCAAACACUUCAGGCGCAUACCUAUGUACUCACAAAUGCGUCUCUCACGUUUCUCACUUCCCGACGCAACUCCCUCGUCACAGUGUAUGACGUCACUCGUGAACAGAACCUGGUGCAUUCCUCCGGCUAUCCAUAUGCGCUACCGUCAGCUGCUGCUGCAGAUGGUCCCCACCUUGGCCAUACCUUCUUUCAGGAUCCCUCCCUGGCAGGAAGUAAGCAAAUCAGUCUGUUCCAACUCUCAGCAGGGGGCGGCCUAUCGGUGUUUGAUCUGGAUCAUCUGUCCCGAGACGACUAUUACGAGCCUUAUCUCGUAGAAACGCCAGAGGAAUGGCCUCCACACGUGGAGUCGCUGGCUCAGACCGCAAAACCGAACGAUUCAGGACCGCUUGCUGGAAGAGUUUACAGCAUUGCGGAUAUGUCUCAUGCCUAUCAACGAUUAUAUUCUCAAGGAACGACAAAUAAGACAGUCAAGCCUGAUGUUGUCGCAGAUCUGUUAGAUCGAAUGCCUAGCUUCUGGCAACGUGUAGACGAUACAUCCGAGCACGUACUCACAACGUUCGAUAUCGCCAUGCGCUCAGGGUCAGAGCCGGAGAGUGCUUCUAGAAAUGACUGGCUCACAGGUAGCGAACUCAACUCCGCGGCUGGCGAUAUCGCUCUGGGUCAAGGGCGAAUCCCUCGCCAAGGACUCGUUGGUGCUGCGCCAUGGCACCUUGACUUAUCUUCUCAUGUCCGCCGGCACGUUCCCGACUUUCAUCCCGAUCCCGGGCAGAUGCUCGACAGCCUCUCCCAGUAUGACUUCACAGAAGCAGAGUCCUUGCCCAAUAUUUCGCGUCAUCAGAAUCAAGCUCGCUCUCGCCUUGCGCUCGAUCUCACCUUGGCUUCGGAUGCAUAUCUAUCGAGGAAACCGAAGCCCGAAACCUCCGACGAUCUCGACGAUGAUAUGCUCAGCAUAUCCCUCUCAACCCGGGCCAUGACAUUGGGCGACAUUGAGCCUCGGCAGGUAGGGUUCUCGUUCCUUCGCCCCAUCCCGAAGUCCAUCAUCCCCGGCAACAAGGCGGCGAAUCUGGCAACCGAGCUCGAAGUGCCGCUAGGCGUGCGCCUGCUGCUGCAAGAGUGGGAACUCGGAAGCAAUCCUCAGGAGUACGUCUAUCAAGACCCGUACGACGAUACACCAGCGGCCACCGUCGCAGCAGCCUUGGUCCUGCCCGCGGCGACGCGCCCCCCACCCAUCGUAGCCACCAGCCAGCCCAGUCGCAUCCGUGCCCCGCUAGUCGUGUCGAGGUCGCACGAGACUGUUCCGAAGAGACCUGCCAGCAACAGUCAACCCACCGCGGCUUGGCGCGCGCCGCCGUCGUCGCAGGAGCCAUUCGCGAGCACGCAAGUCCUACCCGGUCCCCACGGUGGGAAGGCGCCACCCGUAAAGAAGAAGCCAACGAAGAAGAUGGGCGGCGCGAGGUCGACGUCCAGCGCCCGCCGGCGGAAAAGGUCCGCUGACCCUCUACACGGUCUCUUCCGUGGCGCACCACUGAUACGUGCUUGCAACAGGCCUCUAAACUAUUUGACUGGCUCGACUGCCCUCAAUGAGACUCUCAAAAACUACAAGGCGGUGGUCUGUGCCCUCUCGGCGAGCUAUAUCUCGACAUUCGCAGGCUACCCGCUGGACUCCAUCAAGUCGCGUCUCCAGACCAAUAAGCAGCGCGUAUCCAUACCUCGCCUCGCCCUAACUGUCUACCAGGAAGAGGGUAUCGUCGGGUUUUAUCGAGGGCUAUGGAUUCCGUUGAUGACUAUCUCGUUCGUUCGUGCGGCCUCAUUCACUAUCUACUCGCGAACGAAGGAGUAUUUUCGUGAUCGCCACUGGCUCGCGCGGGAUCGCAUCUUCGACGUAUCUGCGGUAGGGGGGGUCAGUGGGGCCCUCUCAGGGUCCCUCAUCUCGUUUGGGAGCGCACCGUUUGAAUUAGUGAAGGUUCGGCGACAGCUCGAGUACUCGAUAGCCGCUGCCAAAGGUGUGCGCCUGGCGAAGGCGCCGUCAACGAUGGAAGCCGUUCGUGACAUCUUCCGCACGAGUGGUCUCAUGGGGUUGUACACUGGUUUCCGGUUACAUUUCAUCCGAGAUACUACGGGGACGGCGUUGUACUUCUUUGAGUACGACGGGUUUCGGUAUAUCAUGGGUCGAGAUGCGAACGGCGAGCAGCGUUCUACUCCACAAUGGCUUCCAAUCCCUGCGUCGCUUGUGCCCUUUUUAUGUGGUUCGUUGGCAGGGGUCACCUCAUGGGCCUUGAUAUACCCUCUUGACGUCGUCAAGACCAAAGUGCAGCAGCGUUCCCUAGCAGGCGAGCGCCCGCGAGGCGUUUUUGAGACUUGCCAUCGACUGAUUCGAGGCAAGCCCAUUCCUCAAACUCCUACACCUCCCAUCUUGAAGGGCCUUGCGCGGGUUUAUCAGGGUCUUGGCGUGAGCGCGCUGCGAAGCGUGACGACACACGGGCUCCUCUGGACGUUCUUCGACCUCACCGCGUCGUACAUCGACGCCCUGCCCGGGGAUGGAGACCGCGACGAUGAAAGAAUCUAG